UUGUUUUCUUAGAUGGCUUCCGUAAUAGAUGCCAGAUAUGGACACAAGGAUGCUUCCGACCAGAACUUUGACUAUAUGUUCAAACUCCUGAUCAUUGGCAACAGCAGCGUGGGCAAGACGUCCUUCCUCUUUAGAUAUGCUGAUGACACUUUCACACCCGCCUUUGUCAGCACAGUGGGAAUCGACUUCAAAGUGAAAACUGUUUACAGGAAUGACAAGAGAGUGAAACUACAGAUUUGGGAUACUGCUGGACAAGAAAGAUACAGGACCAUUACUACUGCCUAUUACCGAGGAGCCAUGGGAUUUAUCCUUAUGUAUGAUAUUACUUGUGAAGAGUCCUUCAACGCUGUUCAGGACUGGGCCACUCAGAUAAAGACCUACUCCUGGGAUAAUGCCCAAAUUAUCCUUGUUGGAAACAAGUGUGAUAUGGAAGAUGAAAGAAUUGUUCCUUUUGAAAAAGGAAAACAUCUGGCUGAUCAGUUGGGGUUUGAUUACUUUGAAGCUAGCGCCAAGGAGAACAUCAAUGUGAGGCAAGUGUUUGAGCGUCUUGUGGAUAUCAUUUGCGAGAAGAUGUCAGACAGCAUGGAUUCAGAAGCUUCUAGAACUGCUGCUGGGAAGAACGUGCGUCUCACUUACAACCCACCUCCACUGCAACAGAACUGUUCCUGUUAGUGCCUCAAAAUCCCUAAGAAAGC
Messenger RNA from Euleptes europaea (tarantolino), 695 nucleotides. RefSeq names its product RAB3B, member RAS oncogene family (gene RAB3B). Lineage: Eukaryota; Metazoa; Chordata; Lepidosauria; Squamata; Sphaerodactylidae. Gene Ontology annotation, cellular component: endosome; synaptic vesicle; plasma membrane. The transcript is spliced from 4 exons. Gene Ontology annotation, molecular function: GTP binding; GTPase activity. Gene Ontology annotation, biological process: protein secretion; protein localization to plasma membrane; regulation of exocytosis. The coding region runs from base 13 to 672 and encodes 219 amino acids. The record is from RefSeq and is a predicted model, not a curated record.